UAUCCACGAAGAAGAAAACCGGAAGUGGAAUUGAUCCUCCUGAUCGCGAAAGCUAAAGCUACGUUGGUGUCAUCGUCUCAUAGGUUUUAGGCUUGACAACACAAACAACAUCCUUAUUUCGUGUUUUACCACGAACACAUAUUCUUACGGGGGUCUCUGAAGAGAUGAGCAAUACCGGGAAUAAGAGAGCUCCAACUACAGCCACUCAGCGACUUAAGCAGGAUUACCUCAGGAUAAAGAAAGACCCAGUGCCUUAUAUCUGUGCAGAACCUCUCCCCUCCAACAUCCUAGAAUGGCACUAUGUAGUCAGAGGUCCUGAGAAGACUCCAUAUGAAGGGGGAUAUUAUCACGGAAAACUCAUAUUUCCUCGAGAAUUUCCUUUUAAGCCACCAAGUAUUUAUAUGAUAACACCAAAUGGGAGAUUCAAGUGCAACACGAGGUUAUGUUUGUCCAUCACAGACUUCCAUCCGGACACGUGGAAUCCUGCUUGGUCAGUCUCAACGAUCCUCACGGGUCUGCUCAGCUUUAUGGUGGAGAAAGGACCAACACUUGGAAGCAUUGAGACAUCCGACUACACGAAAAGACAACUUUCAGCCCAAAGCCUGGCCUUUAACCUCAAAGACAAAGUGUUCUGUGAGCUCUUUCCUGAUGUUGUGGAAGAAAUCAGGCAGAAACAGAAGGCCCAAGAGGAGUUAAGUGUCCGCUCCCAGCCCCUUCCUUUACCCGACGUGGUACCUGAUGGAGACCCUCAACAUGCCCACUAUGGGCUCCAGGCACUCAACGGAGGGCCAGCACCCGUGGGGGGUGCUAACCCCGCCCCUGGCCUGCAGCAGGCCAAUCGAAACCACGGACUUUUAGGUGGAGCUUUAGCCAAUCUGUUUGUGAUCGUAGGCUUUGCAGCAUUUGCGUACACGGUCAAAUACGUUCUGAGGAGCAUAGCCCAGGAGUAAAAGGAGCAGUCCCCUUCUCCCUGGAGCAAGCCAGCUAAAUGACUCCAAACUAUACAAACACAUUAUGAGGAGGAGGAAUAUUCCCCCCCUGAGCUAACCCCCUCCACAACAGCGACUACCACCGUGGACUUUGGAAGACAGAAAUGAACCCUCUCUGGACGGUCUAAGGUUGGAUUGGAGUGGGAGGGUCAACGGGGGCUCGGAGGGGUUUAUUAAAACGGUUGUGAUCCACUUUGUGCUGCAGUGGUUUAUAUUAGUCCUGGGAACAAACUUGGCUCAUGGGUUGAGAUUUCUGCCUAAAUCCUUCAAAACAAUUCUCACCAUUUAGUAGCCGUCCUGAAAACGGAGGACGGAAUUUUUAACAGUCAAAGACGCGCCGCAUUUAUUAAAUCUGAUAACUAUUUGCCAAAGCAGACGAAAUCAUAAAUAUCACAGCUGUCAAGACUUCAUCCAUAUGUUUUUAUUUAGAAUUAUUGUAGGAUAAUAUAUAAAAAAUUAAUUCAUUAAAAGCUUUAUUUAGCUUGAAAUUUCAUGAAAAUUAUCAUCUGAGUCCCCUAGGUGUUGUCUGACUUCAGCGUUGGCUCUAAGCCUUUUCAGGAUAGUUUAGUUUUUUUAUUUUUAUAUGAAUCCGUUCACUUCAGCUUUUCUCGUGUUUGAGGCGAAGUCUAUUAAAGUAGUUUGAUCCUCAAAUGUGAGUAACUUCAUCAGGUUGUAAAGUCUUUCUCACGGUGUCAGACCAGUGUACUUUUAAACAAAGGCUCCUGACUGACGGAGUGAUUAAAGGAAGAAUCUUCAUAAAUAUACUUGUUUACAUACAGAUGAACAGCAUGAAUGCACAAAUGAGACAUGGAGGUCUUCCAACCCAUGAGCCAAGCAGGGUCUGCACACUGGGAACCAGAGACCUUUUUUAUUGGUUUAGCUGACCAGAAUAGCACCAGGUCCAAAAUAAGGACACACAAGAACCAUUUUUAUUCCUGUACAUUUUUAUUUUUAAAUAUAUAUUUUUUUCUUUUUUUGUUCUCUAUUUAUAGAAGCCUCCUGCUGGGUCUAGUGUGCUGAUUAGAGUAAAACAAAACUACGACCCUGACACUCAUAAUUUUCUUCUUGAUUUACUAUUGUGCUUUGCAUUUGGUAAAGAUGGUUCUACAGUGUAUCUAACCAGAUCUGAAAGGCACUCUGUUUCUCGUCUUUUUCUGGCACACGUCUUUAAAAAAAGGCAAACUGGAGAAAAGGGGAGUGCAUUUGUGUUGUGAUACAGCAAAUGCUCUAAUUACCCUGCUUCACCUAACCUUGUGUGACGUAUGUUUUCAUAGUCAAUGCAAAUAAAUACCCUGCUUUGCUAGGGCAUUUAAUAAAACUUUAUGAAGUUG
Molecule: messenger RNA, 2320 nt
Organism: Nothobranchius furzeri (turquoise killifish)
Lineage: Eukaryota; Metazoa; Chordata; Actinopteri; Cyprinodontiformes; Nothobranchiidae
Gene: ube2j2
Product: ubiquitin-conjugating enzyme E2, J2 (UBC6 homolog, yeast)
Source: RefSeq, a predicted model, not a curated record